Messenger RNA from Fraxinus pennsylvanica, 1254 nucleotides. NCBI's taxonomy places the organism in Eukaryota, Viridiplantae, Streptophyta, Magnoliopsida, Lamiales, Oleaceae. The record is from the annotation of a GenBank genome assembly.
AUGGCGGUGGCUCCCGGACCUGUGACCCCUGGACAGGUGUCAUUUCUGCUUGGAAUCGUUCCAGUCAUUGUUGCAUGGAUAUACUCUGAGUGGUUGGAAUAUAAGAAGUCACCAUCCCCGUCUAAAGUUCAUUCAGAUAAUAAUCUGUCUGAACUGGAGAAUGAAACAAUCAAGGAAGAUGAUAAGGCAGUGUUGUUAGAAGGAGGUCUUGCAAAAUCUGCAUCUGCGAAGUUGUCCACUCCAUCCGUUAAAACCAACUUAAUUAGAUUUAUUACAAUGGAGGACUCAUUUUUACUUGAAAAUCGAGCACUAUUAAGAGCUAUGUCCGAAAUAGGGGUUAUUCUGUUCUACUACUACAUAUGUGACCGUACAAAUUUUUUUGCAGAUUCCACCAAGAUGAUGUGGAGGCUUAACUUUUUUGUGGCCUUCUGCUGUAUUGUUCUUAACAAUGACUACAUGCUGUACUAUAUCUGCCCAAUGCACACGCUCUUCACUCUCAUGGUGUACGGGGCCCUUGGUAUUGGCCAUAACUAUAACGAGAUAAAAUCAGUGAUGGCUUUGAAAUUUUUUAUGUGCUUUAUUGUGGUCAUCUUGAUAUGGGAAAUCCCAGGUGUCUUUGAGCUUGUCUGGAGUCCUUUCACUUUUUUCUUAGGGUAUACUGAUCCUGCAAAGCCAGAUAUUCCUCGACUGCAUGAAUGGCACUUUAGAUCUGGGCUUGAUCGCUACAUUUGGAUCAUAGGAAUGAUCUAUGCCUAUUUCCACCCCACUGUUGAAAAGUGGAUGGAGAAACUGGAGGAGUCUGAAACCAAGCGUAGACGCACAAUCAAAACUUCCAUUGUUGCACUGGCCUUGAUUGUUGGCUAUUUGUGGUAUGAAGGUAUAUACAAGAUGGACAAGGUUACAUACAACAAGUUUCAUCCCUACACAUCAUGGAUACCCAUAACGUGGCUUGGCAAAGUUACUUUGGAAACCUAUAUUUCUCAGUUCCAUAUCUGGCUGAGAUCAAAUAUGCCUAAUGGGCAACCCAAAUGGCUACUCUCUUUCAUCCCAGAGUAUCCUUUGCUUAAUUUCAUGCUCACAACUUCCAUUUACAUCUUGAUAUCAUAUCGGAUUUUCGAACUGACCAACACGUUGAAGUCAGCUUUCAUACCCACAAGAGACGACCGAAAGCUACUUAACAAUUUUGUUGCUGGAGCAGCCAUUUCUGCAUGUUUAUAUUGCAUUUCCUUCAUUCUUCUUCAGAUUCCUCAUUAA